AAUCCUGCAUAAAAGCAGCAAUAAAUGCUCAGUGGAGUCAGUUCUUCUUCACCCUUCAAAACGUAGCUGUGUCUCGUUGUUGAAAGGGAAUUUGCAGCUUAAUCACUAGCUCUUUUCAGAGCUCUGCCUCGCUAUUGCUCCAGGGAUCCAGCGGAUGGACUUAACCUCUCCCCUACAGCCCAGCAUCUUGCCCGGAGGAAGGACAUUGCCAACGGCAGAUACCCCUCAUAUUUCAUAGUGUAAUUGUCUGGAGUGGUGACAAGAACAUAAAUACAUGAAGCAAAACUAUGAAGAAAUAUUUUAAUAACAGAACCAAGGAGUCUAACUCUGAAAAAUCAAGCAUUUUCUCAGAUUCCUAUAUGUUCUCAAAGGAGAUCGUAAACAUAAAUCCCAAGCCUUUCUCGUGUUCUGAAUGUGGAAAAUGUUUUGGGCGACAUUCAACUCUUGUCAUUCAUCAGAGUACACACACAGGAGAGAAACCGUUCUCAUGUUCUGAAUGUGAAAAAUGUUUUGUCACCAAAACGCAUCUUGUUCGUCAUCAGAGAACCCACACAGGAGAAAAACCGUGCUCAUGUUCUGAAUGUGAAAAAUGUUUUGUCACCAAAACGCAUCUUGUUCGUCAUCAGAGAACCCACACAGGAGAGAAACCGUUCUUCUGUUCUGAAUGUGGAAAAUGUUUUUUCACCAAAACGCAGCUUGUCUGUCAUCAGAGAACUCACACAGGGGAGAAACCAUUCUCAUGUUCUGAAUGUGGAAAAUGUUUUGUCAAAAAUUCAGAGCUUGUCAGUCAUCAGAGAACUCACACAGGAGAGAAACCGUUCUCGUGUUCUGAAUGUGGAAAAUGUUUUGUCACCAAAGCGCAGCUUGUCAGUCAUCAGAGAACUCACACAGGAGAGAAACCGUUCUCGUGUUCUGAAUGUGGAAAAUGUUUUGUCACCAAAGCGCAGCUUGUCAGUCAUCAGAGAACUCACACCGGAGAGAAACCGUUCUCAUGUUCUGAAUGUAAAAAAUGUUUCAGCACAAAUGCAGCGCUUGUCCGUCAUCAGCGAACUCACACAGGAGAGAAACCGUUCUCGUGUUCUGAAUGUGGAAAAUGUUUUGUCACCAAAGCGCAGCUUGUCAGUCAUCAGAGAACUCACACCGGAGAGAAACCGUUCUCAUGUUCUGAAUGUGAAAAAUGUUUUGUCACUAAUGCAGAGCUUGUCAGUCAUCAGAGAACUCACACAGGGGAGAAACCGUUCUCAUGUUCUGAAUGUGGAAAAUGUUUUCGGCAACAUUCAACUCUUGUCAGUCAUCAGAGAAUUCACACAGGAGAGAAACCAUUCUCAUGUUCCAUAUGUGGAAAUUGUUUUGGGCGACAUUUAACACUUGUUAGACAUCAGAGGACUCACACAGGAGAGAAACCGUUCUCAUGUUCUGAAUGUGGAAAAUGUUUUCGCCAACAUUCACAUCUUGUCUGUCAUCAGAAAACUCACACAGGACAGAAACCGUUCUCAUGUGCUGAAUGUGGAAAAUGUUUUGUCACCAAAAAGCAGCUUGUUUGUCAUCAGAGAACCCACACAGGAGAGAAACCGUUCUCCUGUUCUGAAUGUGGGAAAUGUUUUGGGCGACAUUCAAAUCUUGUCAGUCAUCAGAGAACUCACACAGGAGAGAAAGCAUUCUCAUGUUCUGAAUGUGAAAAAUGUUUUGUCACCAAAGCGCAUCUUGUUCGUCAUCAGAGAACCCACACAGGAGAGAAACCGUUCUCCUGUUCUGAAUGUGGAAAAGAUUUUAUCACAAAAGCAGAUCUUGUGAGUCAUCAGAGAACUCAUACAGGAGAGAAACCCUACUCAUGUUCUGAAUGUAAAAAAAUUUUCAGCACAAAUGCAUCGCUUGUUCAUCAUCAGCGAACUCACACAGGAGAGAAAGCGUUCUCGUGUUCUGAAUGUAAAAAAUGUUUCAGCACAAAUGCGUCGCUUGUUCAUCAUCAGCGAACUCACACAGGAGAGAAACCGUUCUCGUGUUCUGAAUGUGGAAAAUGUUUUGUCACUAAAGCGCAGCUUGUUCGUUGUCAGAGAACUCACACAGGAGAGAAGCCUUUCUUAUGUAGUAAUUGUGGGAAAUGUUUUGCUAGUAAAUCAGAGCUUAUCAGUCAUCAAAUAACUCACACAGGUGAGGUGAUUUUAUAAUGCAUCUAUGGAUUAACAUUGGAAUAAAAUAUCUUGUAUUGUGAUGUUUUAUCAUGCUCACACAAUAAAUAGUAACUUUGAUAGUAA
Messenger RNA from Pelobates fuscus (common spadefoot toad), 2255 nucleotides. RefSeq names its product oocyte zinc finger protein XlCOF7.1-like. The transcript has 2 exons. Gene Ontology annotation, cellular component: nucleus. The record is from RefSeq and is a predicted model, not a curated record. Gene Ontology annotation, biological process: regulation of transcription by RNA polymerase II. NCBI's taxonomy places the organism in Eukaryota, Metazoa, Chordata, Amphibia, Anura, Pelobatidae. Gene Ontology annotation, molecular function: DNA-binding transcription factor activity, RNA polymerase II-specific; RNA polymerase II cis-regulatory region sequence-specific DNA binding. Bases 288 to 2168 code for a protein of 626 amino acids.